AUGGCGCCCGGUGGAUGUAUACGAUGCUCGUUUUGGUGGCGACUUAUUUUAGUUCUUUUCUGGUUGAAUAGUGUCUACAGUCAGGCAACCGAUAGUGUACGACUUGUGAAUGGUACAUCGCCCAGUGAAGGAAGGGUAGAGAUUUGGUACAACGGCCAAUGGAACACCAUCUGUGAUGAUUACUGGUAUCUAGAAGAAGCACAGGUUGUUUGUCGUCAGCUCGGCUAUGACACUUCUAAUGUAAGACCAAGGAGUCUAGCCUACUAUGGUCAAGGGUCAGGAUCGAUUCUACAAGUCCAGUGUUCUGGGUCGGAGUAUACCUUGGAGUCCUGUGAUCUGUAUUCAGGGGAUUUCGUCUGUGGCCAUCGUGAGGAUGCAGGAGUAAUAUGUGAGGCACCCGUUAGUGUACGACUUGUGAAUGGUCCAUCGCCCAAUGAAGGAAGAGUAGAGAUUUUGUACAAUGACCAAUGGAACACCAUCUGUGAUGAUAAAUGGAAUAAUGGUGAAGCAGAGGUUGUUUGUCGUCAGCUUGGCUAUGGCACUGAUAAUGUAACACCAAGGAGUUUAGCCUACUAUGGUGAAGGAUCCGGACCGAUUCAACGAGUCGAGUGCUAUGGUUGGGAGGAUAGCUGGGAAUCCUGUACUGUGUCUUCAGGGAAUUCCUCAUGUGGCCAUUAUGAGGAUGCAGGAGUAAGAUGCGAGGCACCCAUUAGUGUACGACUUGUGAAUGGUCCAUCGCCCAAUGAAGGAAGAGUAGAGAUUUUGUACAAUGACAAAUGGAACACCAUCUGUGAUGAUAAAUGGAAUUAUGGUGAAGCAGAGGUUGUUUGUCGUCAGCUUGGCUAUGGCACUGAUAAUGUAACACCAAGGAGUUUAGCCUACUAUGGUGAAGGAUCCGGACCGAUUCAACGAGUCGAGUGCUGGGGUUGGGAGGAUAGCUGGGAAUCCUGUACUGUGUCUUCAGGGAAUUCCUCAUGUGGCCAUUAUGAGGAUGCAGGAGUAAGAUGCGGGACCGACGUUUCCACAACCUUAGAUCCAUUUCAAUGGCCAGCGACAACCACAGACUAUUACGGUGGAAUCUAUAACGUACAGCUCGUAAACGGUCCAUCACCCAGUGAAGGAAGAGUAGAGAUCUGGUACAAUGGCCAAUGGAACACUAUCUGUGAUGACAACUGGAAUCUUGAAGAAGCACAGGUUGUUUGUCGUCACCUUGGCUAUAGCACGGAUAAAGUCGUAGCAUGGAGUUCGGCCUUCUAUGGACAAGGUUCAGGACCGAUUCAACAUAUCCAGUGUUCUGGUUGGGAGUCUAACUUGGGUUCCUGUUCUCUGACUUCAGGGGAUUCCAUAUGUGGCCAUAAUGAGGAUGCAGGAGUAACAUGCGGUUACACAAACACCGGCAUCACAAACAGAACAACAACAUAUAGAACAUCUCCUCGGGUAAUCGGAUCAAUGUCAUUCGUCGGAGUAUCCUUGUUUCUCCUAACCAUCAUCGCUACAGUUGCCGUUGUGCACGUGUGCAAUCAACAGAAGGCUUCUCCUUCAGCAGCUAUGGGAGUUCAGUUAUCUUCUCUUACCACUAACUCUGCACCUCAACCAGCAUCAACCACACCCCUGCCUGCACCCGUCUGUGUCGAUGUACCUGUUUAGAUGGUGGACAGAAACCCACGUUUGCUUAUUAGAAGAUUCCACCUGCCAUUCUAAAAGGUGUG
Messenger RNA from Strongylocentrotus purpuratus (purple sea urchin), 1709 nucleotides. RefSeq names its product deleted in malignant brain tumors 1 protein-like. Bases 1 to 1647 code for a protein of 548 amino acids. Gene Ontology annotation, cellular component: membrane. The transcript has 6 exons. The record is from RefSeq and is a predicted model, not a curated record. Lineage: Eukaryota; Metazoa; Echinodermata; Echinoidea; Camarodonta; Strongylocentrotidae.